Molecule: messenger RNA, 1675 nt
Organism: Dermacentor albipictus
Lineage: Eukaryota; Metazoa; Arthropoda; Arachnida; Ixodida; Ixodidae
Product: activator of 90 kDa heat shock protein ATPase homolog 1
Biological process (GO): positive regulation of ATP-dependent activity; protein folding
Cellular component (GO): cytosol
Molecular function (GO): protein-folding chaperone binding; ATPase activator activity
Source: RefSeq, a predicted model, not a curated record
GUCACGGAAACGACGAAAGCAACCGCCGUGGCGCUGCAUGUCUUCCGCUAGAAAGCGAGCGCCGAGCAAUAUCGCGAAUUUUCUAGACUCUCACGCCUUGGUAACGGGACCAAGCCGCCAGUGCACGCCGUCGCACAUAGCCUUGCGCGUCUUUUGGUGAAGCGAAGGUUGGUUCACCGAGUAGUCAAAGCUUCCUCGUCGACGCUACCGUGUGCCGCCGGUACCACUGGGAAAACAUGGCCAAGUGGGGCGAAGGUGACCCGCGAUGGAUCGUCGAAGAACGGCCCGACGCUACCAACGUGAACAACUGGCACUGGACCGAGAAGAAUGCCUCGUAUUGGUCCAAGGACAAACUCAACGAGCUCCUUACCAACAUUGAAGUGAGCGACUCCAGAGGGACCUGCAAGAUCGUGGAAAUGCCCAAAUGCGAAGGUGAAGCUGUCGCCAACAACCGGAAGGCAAAGCUCAUCUUCUUCUACGAGUGGGUCAUUGAACUUAAGUGGCAGGGUGAGCCAGAUGACAGUGAUGAGCCCGUUGAGGGGAAGGUGGAGAUACCAAACUUGAGUGAAGAGCAUGACCCAAGCGAUGUGGAUGUGACAGUGACUGUCUCGUCUAAAGGUGACAAGGCUGAAGCACUAAAGGAGUUGAUGAGAUCGAAGGGUACCCAAAUAAUCAGAGAAAGGCUAGAAACCUACAUUGCAGCACUUAAGCAAGAAUUCUCGCAAGGAAUGAUUCUUCCUACAAGAAGUGAUUCCAUCAACCAGGUCAAGUCCACAGGCAAGACUGCGGUUAACUAUAAGCAAACGCCACUAAAUGGCUCAUCCGGUGACAAGGCACCCAGCCUCGUCAAAGUGGACACCACUAGCAUCAUGCAGGUGGAGAGUUUCAAGUGCACAGCUGAAGAGGUUUACCGAGCCCUGACUGUCAAGGAGAUGGUGCAGGCUUUCAGCCAGAGUCCAUGUGUCUUGGAAGUGCAGAAAGGAGGAAGAUUCGAACUAUUUGGAGGCAACGUCAGCGGAACCUUCCUCGAGCUAGUCCCAGACAAGAAGAUCCGCAUGCGGUGGCGGUUUGGCAGCUGGCCCCAGAGUCACUACUCCGACGUGACCAUCGAUAUCGAGCAGAAGUCUGACUGCACCGAGGUGACGCUGACGCAGGAAGGAGUCCCGCAGGGAGAGGCGGACCGUACACGAGAUGGCUGGCAGCGCCACUAUUGGGACAGCAUGAAGCGAACGUUUGGCUUCGGAGCCAUUCUGUUCUGAGUCGGGAACUUGCGUGGCCAGCUACGCCGGCAAUGGCAUAAGAGGACGUUUGCUUGACUCUGAAAUGCUGCUGUGCACACCCCGCCACACGCCAUGUGGGAUAACCAUGAUGGGUGGUGGAUUGUGUACUGACUUUGCGUGAUGCGCGCGUGUUCGGGUUGGGAACAUGUGGGACACUGAAAGUAUGAGACUGCCAUCACUGUUUGAGGGAAAGUGGUGCUGGAGCAUCCGGAUACUAAUUCACGCAUUUUUACUGGUCCCCCAUUUUGCAUCGCCUACUUCGAAGUGCCCUAGUGUGCAACUACUGGGUCCGUGACAUGCACCACAUUAAUGGUAGCCUUUUUUUUUCUUUCUUUUUUUUCUGCUAACAGCCUUGAUUUGUUGGCAUAUUUAAUAAAAAAAUGUCAUGCCACAUG